Apodemus sylvaticus (European woodmouse) is the source of this 2679-nucleotide messenger RNA. It is a transcript of the gene Mansc1, whose product is annotated as MANSC domain containing 1. The transcript is spliced from 4 exons. The record is from RefSeq and is a predicted model, not a curated record. Lineage: Eukaryota; Metazoa; Chordata; Mammalia; Rodentia; Muridae. Bases 678 to 1937 code for a protein of 419 amino acids.
UUGCAUACACCAAGAAGUCGAAGCGGGCCAGGCCUUCAGAUACCGUCUGAAAACGAAAAGCCGCGAUUGCCACUUUCUGUGGUUGCUACUAAAGCAAAGGGACAAGGAGAUUGAGACUCCUUGGCAUGGAGUGGGAGUACACCUGGGUGAGUGGCCUCCCCAUAGGCACCUGUGCCUUUGCUCGUCCCGGCCUCCCGCCGCCAGGCAGCGUGGUUUCAGGUCCUUGGUGAGCUGGAGAGUGGAUCCUUCCCUCUCGUGGCUCUCAGUGUGCUGGGAAUCUGGGGAUCUGGCGGCUAGACUCACGCGUCCCGGCUCGGGAGGUCAGGCUGGAUGUUGCCUGGGAAGCAGCUCCGGGUUGCAGGGCAGGGACGCGCCCUUCCCCCGUGCAAACUUUCAGUCGCUGCGACGGAAGCAGGAACUUGGUCACGACAAAAUCUGCGGGAGCGGUGCGGGAGCUGCGGAGCAUCCCCUGCGAUCCCCCAGAGCCUUGCGCCGCUUCGCCGGUUCUUCGCAAAAGCCACCUAGCUGUCCUUGGGCCCAAGCGCCACGGGAGCCACAGGGGUCUCCCGCUUGCAGAGCAAAAGCAAUCUGUACAAUCUUCCUGAAGUAAACUGAGACCAGAAGGGCCAAACAUCCUUGGUCUCUGCAGAGAGACCAAGACGAAGCAACGGUUCAGAAUGCUCUUCGGGGGAGAGAGACUGGUUAACGUGUUGGUGGUAAUUUCCUUCCUGACACCAAGGCUAUCUGCUGGUCAGAACUGCCUCACCAAGAGUCUAGAGGACGUUGUCAUUGAUAUUCAGUCUUCGCUUUCGAAAGGCAUCAGGGGCAAUGAGCCCAUACACAGGGCCACUCAGGAAGACUGCAUCGGUGCCUGCUGUUCUACACAGGACAUAGCAGGGGACAAGUCAUGUAAUUUGAUGAUCUUCGAUACCCGGAAGAAGGACAGACAGCCCAACUGCUACCUGUUUUUCUGUCCCAGUGAGGAUGCCUGUCCACUGAAGCCAGCCAAGGGCCUUGUGAGCUACAGGCUCAUCAGAGAUUUUCCGCUGUCCAGAGCUAAUUCAUCACUCCAAAAGUUAACCCAAGAAGAGCCUCUCUUACUUGGCCAUACCUCACCAGGAGUCACCCCUGAGGUCGCUCGCCAGGCAGGUUCCCCGAAGCCCACCACCGGGCUGUUUUGGAGAAACCUAUCUUCUCCGAAGUCCACGGCCUCCGAGCACUUGCACAAAGUCAUUGAUAAAGCAAGCCUGCAACUCCCUGAAGGAAGAAGCCGUUCUCAGAGUAUACAGCUUCCCUCGGAACUAAAAAUAGCUAAUCUGCUCCCUAAAACUGUGAUGACUCCGUCUACCACUGUAGCUGCUGCUCCCCUCCACAAUGUCUCCACCACUCUGAAGCCUGCAAUUCUGUCGGCCAGCGUUUCAGUGACACCUAAGACUUCGAAUAAUGAGGCCACCACAGCUCCACUUGUAAGCCCGGUGACCUCAAAGCCCCCAGGAGCUCCCAUGUCUACAGGUUUUACACCCGCGGUUAAACACCAGUCAGCUUUGACUGCCUUGGUGCGUACAGACUCGAAAGGCAUCCUAGAAAUGGCGCCUAAGGAUAACUUUCAAGGAGCCUCUAUGCUCACUUCAGACACAGAGGAUGGGAAGAGCUCUGCGGUCGUUUCUUUGUCAACCUCAGAGUCUUCCACAACAAACCAGGCUGCUUCCUGGGAGGAUGGGAGGGUCAGUGUAGGUAGUGCAUCACUGAACAGGGGUCCGAAAAGCCAGCACGGCCUUUCAUUUGAGAAGUGGCUUCUCAUUGGGACCCUCCUCAUCGGUGUUUUGUUUCUGGUAACAGGCCUUGUCCUCUUGGGUAGGAUACUGGUUGAAUCCCUCCGUAGGAAACGGUAUUCAAGACUUGACUACUUGAUCAAUGGGAUCUAUGUUGACAUCUAAAGACAAAUUAGGUAUCUCUUAAUUCAUGUAAGAACUUGUUGCCAAAUGCAUCUCUGGUCCUUCUGCCCAGCCCAUCUCGGCAGGAACUAUAUCUUGAAGACUAGCUCUACUUCCCUCCCUCCCCUCCCCCUCCCCCUCCCUCUCUUCUUCUUCCUCCUCCUCCUUUCCCUUUUUGAAACAGGCUCAGGUAGCCCAGGCUGGUUUUGAACUUCUGAUCUUCCUGCCUCUGCCUCCUGAGGGUUGCAGAUUUUCACUACCAUGUCUGGAUUUUUAAUUUAAAAAAAAUUAAAAAAAAAUUUUUUUCUUUGCUAUACUAGAGGUCAGGGCCUUCUGGAUAUAAGGCAAGCCUUCUUCUCCUGAGCCACACCCUCAAUUCAACCACUUUCUGUUUGUCUGUUUGGCUUUUUUUUUUUUAAAGAGGAAGAGAAAGGGGUUAAAAGAAACUAAAUUGCUGAGUGAUCUGCCUGUAAAAUAGUAGCCGGAAAUAAUUCCUAACUAAAAUAUUAAGUAUACUUGAAUAUAAACUAGAAACAUGUAUCUGGCUUUAGAUAAAGAUAGCUCAUAGGUUUAGGAUAUCUGAGCUGCGAUUCAUUACUAUUUCCCAUCCCAGAUAACGGCAACUGUUUGAUACUAGUUUUAAUGCAGCCUCUUUUCCUUUUUUUUUUAAAAUAUGAAUUCCAAUAAAACUCAUUCCAGAUGUAUCUCCCUCCAAUUAAAUAUUUGAAUAAAUCUCUUGAGCCUC